GAUUUUUCCUGGGCUCACCCUCUCAGCGCUGGGAAAGCGAGGGGGGGGGAGGUGUGGAGAGAGAAGGCGCGAACAGCUUUUGCCCGCAGCCGCCACCCAGGAUCUUGGCCGCGCUGCCCCGACCUGUCUUAGUUUGGCACUUUUGCUCCUCCCCUCCUGCUUGGCUUCGCCUCGUCUCAGCAGCGGCGACGGCGUCCUCGGGAUGUGGCUGCGCGUGGCAGGGUCGUAGCUCCGCGCUGCCGCCGGAGUUGCUGCUCAUCGUCGCCCGUCUCCGGGGGAGAUUUACGGGCUGGCUGCCGCUGAGCCAUGCUUGAGUAACCGAGCUGCCGUAACCGCACGGGGAGGGACGUCACUCCCUCUCGCUAGGCGAGCACACGGCAGCGCCUCAGCCUUCCCGCCUCGGCGCCCGGCCAUAGCUCGCGCCGGGAGGGGGAGAACUGGGCGAGGUCUUGCGUUUCGCGGGAGGAGAAGCGGAGGCGCGGCGAGCCCUCACCUUGGGCGGAUUCCUCAGCCAGGUUCCCCGCCGUCUCGGGCCACCGUUUCUUUUCCCUCUCGAGGGGGGGGGGGCGGCGGCGGGAAAGCGAGCGGAUCAGGUCGGACCCCGAUGCAGAACCUGAGCAUGGAGCAGGCUCCGGGAGGGCGGGAGGCUGUCCGCGCUCGGCGGCGCUGCUAGGAUCACAAGCGAGCCUGCCCGGCGGCCCCUGAGCGAUGAGAUCUCGCAAAGGGUAGCCGGAGGGGAGAGCGAGAGCAAGAGGGGGACGAGCGAGAGCGAGCCGGCAAGCCGAGGAGGAGAGGCGUCGCGCCCGGGGAGGUGGAGAUCCAGCAACAUGCCAGUUCGCAGAGGUCACGUGGCGCCACAAAACACCUUUUUGGGGACCAUCAUCCGGAAAUUCGAAGGGCAAAAUAAAAAAUUCAUCAUUGCUAAUGCUAGAGUGCAGAACUGUGCGAUCAUCUACUGCAAUGAUGGCUUCUGUGAGAUGACGGGCUUCUCCCGGCCAGAUAUCAUGCAAAAACCCUGCACCUGUGACUUUCUUCAUGGACCAGAAACCAAAAGACACCACAUUGCUCAAAUUGCCCAGGCACUGCUUGGAUCGGAGGAGAGAAAAGUGGACGUUACCUAUUAUCGUAAAGAUGGGUCUACCUUCAUUUGUAACACCCACAUCAUCCCAGUGAAAAAUCAAGAAGGAGUGGCCAUGAUGUUUAUUAUUAGCUUUGAAUAUGUAACUGAUGAAGAAAAUGUGGAGUCUCCAGAGAAAUUCAGCCAGAUACUAACAGCCAAAGUUACAAACCAUGGUAAUAACCUUUCAAGAGGAGCUUCAUCAGGCAAACUUUUUGGAUUCAGGCUACCUGGAUUGAGUCUUUUAUCCUACAGAAAGCAAUCUUUGCCACAAGAAGAUCCUGAUGCAGUGAUUGUUGAUUCAUCAAAACACAGCGACAACUCCAUGGCCAUGAAACACUUUAAAUCUCCUACAAAAGAAAGCUGCAGCCCCUCUGAAGGAGAUGACACCAAGGCACUCAUUCAACCAAGGACGUGUUCCCCUCCAGUGAAUAUAUCUGGGCCUCUAGAUCAUUCAUCACCAAAACAGCAAUGGGAUCGACUGUACCCAGAUAUGCUGCAUUCCAGUGCAGCCUUGACUCUUGCUCAGUCAAAAGAGAGCGUUAGUAGUAUGCGGAGAGCAUCUUCAGUGCACAACAUAGAAGGAUUUACCAUCCAUCCCAAGAACAUGUUUAGGGAUCGGCAUGCUAGUGAAGAUAAUGGUCGCAAUGUCAAAGUUUCACGUUCCUGGAUGGCAGGGGGUCCUUUUAACCAUAUCAAAUCAAGUCUAUUAGGAUCUACAUCUGAUUCAAACCUCAACAAAUACAGCACCAUCAAUAAGAUUCCCCAGCUCACUCUAAACUUUUCUGAUAUCAAAAAUGAAAAAAAGGCAUCUUCACCUCCAUCAUCAGAGAAAACAAUUAUUGCACCCAAAGUGAAAGAAAGAACACACAAUGUCACGGAAAAGGUUACACAGGUCCUAUCUUUGGGAGCUGAUGUACUACCAGAAUAUAAGCUCCAAACACCUCGCAUCAACAAGUUUACAAUAUUGCACUACAGUCCUUUCAAAGCAGUCUGGGAUUGGCUCAUUUUACUGCUUGUGAUCUACACUGCCAUCUUCACCCCUUACUCUGCAGCUUUCCUUCUCAAUGACAGCGAAGAACAGAAGAGGCGAGUGUGUGGCUAUUCCUGCAAUCCCUUGAACAUGGUAGACUUAAUUGUGGAUAUUAUGUUUAUCAUUGACAUUCUCAUAAACUUCCGAACAACAUAUGUCAACCAGAAUGAAGAAGUGGUAAGUGACCCGGCAAGAAUAGCAAUUCACUACUUCAAAGGCUGGUUCCUAAUUGACAUGGUUGCUGCAAUACCUUUUGACCUGCUGAUCUUUGGAUCUGGCUCAGAUGAGACAACAACCCUCAUUGGCCUUCUGAAGACAGCCCGUCUACUGCGUUUAGUGAGGGUUGCUCGAAAACUGGACAGAUACUCAGAGUAUGGUGCGGCUGUCUUGAUGUUACUGAUGUGCAUCUUUGCACUCAUUGCUCACUGGCUGGCUUGCAUUUGGUAUGCCAUCGGGAAUGUUGAAAGGCAUUACUUGUCUCGCAAAAUUGGCUGGUUGGACUCCCUGGGACAGCAGCUGGGAAAACAUUACAAUCGGAGCGAUGGCAGCUCAGGACCAUCCAUCAAAGAUAAAUAUGUCACUGCACUUUAUUUUACCUUCAGCAGCCUGACCAGUGUAGGAUUUGGAAAUGUGUCUCCAAAUACCAACUCAGAGAAAAUCUUUUCUAUUUGCGUCAUGCUGAUUGGCUCAUUAAUGUAUGCAAGCAUUUUUGGAAAUGUAUCCGCAAUAAUCCAAAGAUUAUAUUCUGGAACGGCACGGUAUCACAUGCAGAUGCUACGCGUGAAAGAGUUCAUUCGCUUUCAUCAGAUUCCCAACCCACUGAGGCAGCGGCUCGAAGAAUAUUUCCAGCAUGCAUGGACGUACACCAAUGGCAUUGACAUGAACAUGGUCCUAAAGGGGUUUCCAGAAUGUUUGCAAGCUGAUAUCUGUCUCCACCUCAACCAAAGUUUACUUCAGAACUGCAAAGCUUUCGAGGGGGCGAGUAAAGGGUGUCUCCGGGCUCUGGCUAUGAAGUUUAAGACAACUCAUGCACCUCCUGGGGACACACUAGUCCAUUGUGGCGAUGUUCUGACUGCACUUUACUUCCUUUCCCGAGGUUCCAUUGAAAUCCUCAAGAAUGACAUGGUUGUAGCAAUUCUUGGCAAAAAUGACAUUUUUGGAGAGAUGGUCCAUCUUUAUGCAAAACCAGGAAAGUCAAAUGCAGAUGUGAGAGCACUAACCUACUGUGACUUGCAUAAAAUCCAGCGAGAAGACUUAUUAGAGGUUUUGGAUAUGUAUCCUGAAUUUUCAGACCUGUUUCUCACCAAUUUAGAACUCACUUUCAACUUGAGACAUGAAAACGCAAAAGCUGAUCUCACAAUAAGGCGACAGACCACAAAUGAUUCAGAUGGAGACAAUGGUAAACUCCGAAGAAGGAAAUUGUCUUUUGAAAGUGACAUGGAGAAAGAUUAUGACAAAGAAGAUAUGAAUUCUGUGGACAACAACAGGCAUUGUCGGGCCAUCGAGAAACAUUAUGUGGAAAAGAGAAGCAGGUCAUCAUCUUUUGUGUCAUCCACAGAUGAUGAGCAGAAACCUUUGUUUUCUGAGAUAAUAAGCUACCCAGCUGGACUAGGCAAGGCUGCAGUGUUGGAUUUUGAAGAAAUAGUAAAUGCAACAGAAAGAAUCCAAAAUGAUCAACAAAGUCACACCUGUAAAGAUAUCGGGGACAGAAGAACCUGGGAGGAAGAUCAGAGCACAAGUCAUCAAGAAUCAGCCUAUCCGUCUGCAUUACCUCAUGUCACCUGGGGAGUCUCUGAGACAGAAAGUGAAGUCAACUAUGGUGAAGUGGAGCAGAGGCUAGAUCUACUUCAAGACCAACUCAGCAGGCUUGAAUCCCAGAUGACAGCUGACAUUCAAACCAUCUUACAGCUGUUGCAGAGACAGUCAGCCCUCAUCCCACCUGCUUAUAGCAUGGUGAUGGCAAGUGCAGAUUAUCAGAAACCAGCUGUCCGGCUGCUGCGACGUCUUCAUCCCAUCGCAUCAAUUAAAACAGAUCGAAGCUUCAGUCCUUCCCAGGGUCCCAAAUUCUUGGAUCUUGAAAAAUUGAAACAGAAAUCCAAAGAAUCCCUCUCAAGCGGGGAGCAUCUUCACCUGGCCUCAGAAGAUAACCUGGUUUCCCUUUUGGAGCAGGAGCGCGACCUCUCUUUAGAGCCAACCCCGUCACUCCGUAAGACCUACCUCCACCCAAAUAGGCACCCAUCCUUGCCCGAUUCUCUCCUAAGCACGACAGGAAUGGUGGGUCUCCAUAGGCAUGUCUCUGAUCCUGGUCUUCCUGGGAAAUGACCCUUUUGCAUUCUUACAUCACCUAAAAUGUAAGUGCUUUUAAUGUCUGGGAGGUUUGUCUUUUUUCCUUUUUUUUUUCCCUUCCUUUUUUUCCCUAUCAAAAUCUCAAUACUUGACUCAGGGGCUACAAGGAUAUACCAUUAUAUGCAAAAGUACUGUAUAUUUUCCUAUCUUUGAAGCUUGUAAGGAAAGUUGAUCAGUAACCAUGUAAAUAUAUAAAUAUAUAGAUAUAUACAUAUAUAAACAAAUGGUAUGUUGCAAAUAUAAAACUGCCAGCAUUCUAGAGGCACCUUCUAUUUUUUAAUUUUUUAAAAAGCACCUGCAUGCUUGGAAAUGAUAAUGGUUCUGUUGCAUGGAGGUUCCUGUUUACUGUUUUCAAUUAAAACCUAAUUUAUUGCGGACAUGCCGUCAAAAAGAUGAUAAUGACCCAGAAACAAAAAUGACUUGCUUUUCUUGAACUACUUUACCUUCAAACAUUUUUUAUUCUUUUAGUUUAUCUUUUUUUUUUUUUUUGGAAAACAAUACAAUUAUCCUUCUAGUAUUGAGCAUUUUGCAGUCAAAGCAACCUCCUUUAGCUUUGAACAUAAGAAAAACAUAGAUUUUUUUACAGAAACUUUGUAGUUUGGACAACACUCAUGUAAAACCCAAUUAGCAAAACACAAAUACAUCUUGGAAAAAGGAAAAAAAAACACACCCCUGUAACUCAGCUGCAUAAUGGAAAGCAGCAUUUGUGACUUCGAUUUACAAUAGUUCAAUCAUUUAAUGUUCUAAUUUAUUUUUCUUUACUGAAAUUUCAUCGUUGCUAUAAGUUGCCACACUCAAAGGCAGCUAGCUGUCAAGACCCUCAAAUACAAACAAUGCAAUAAACAUAAUUUCUACAUAAACUAGAAAAUGUUGUCUUUUUUCAGUUGAAAGGAAACAUUUCUUUUAAAAAAAAACCUGAGUAUUAAAAAUAAUUUCUUUUCAUUGUAAUCUUUUGAUAUCUCUCUUUUUACCCUCUAGCCCCAAAAUAUGCCUCAACACAAAGAGUUGCAAGCUUGAGUGCAUAUUCCAACAUAAGCACGCUAUAGAAUCCUUUCAUUUCUGGUGUCUUUAUUUCUUUCAGUAAGUUAACAUUAAACUGAAGGGCUUGAUCAAUUUUCUAUGGUUGCAAGGUCUAUUGGUACACACCAUGCAUGCACAGCAGCUGGGUCAUUGCAGAAAUAAGAAAACCCAAAUAUAUCUGCCAUAUUUUACCUGGCGUGUUGAGGGGAGGCUGCAUAUGCGGAAUUGUAAAUGAAUAAAUCACUAGCCAGCCAGUUUUCUGGCUGUUUUGUAAUAAAGGGUCCAGCAAGACAGAAUGAUCUGACAUUGAUGGUAGGAAAAAGAGAUUUCUGUUAAGCUUAUACUUCCUUCUUCCUGGAGAGGGCUGGUAUCCAAAUCGAAAUUAGUAAUUGGAAGAUUUAUAUCCAAAACAGAUGUUUUUCCUAGACUAAUCCAGAGAAGGGGGACUCUCAAACUGCACUGCUUGAGAAUCAAGCAAUGGAGUUAGUCAGGAGAGCGGAAGGGGGAGGGAUAUGUUUAGAAGAUUGAUUUUGGAUGGACGAAUGAACGGAUAUACUGUAGAUUAGAUAGAUGAUAAAGAGACAGAAAGCUGAUAGAUUAGAUAGGUAUAGAUCAGAUAGACAGACUAGAGAGACAGGAUAGACAGAUACUGUACAGACAGACAGACAGAUAGACAGAGUAUAGAGUUCUCCUUCUACAUUAAAAAAAACUAAUUCUGAGUGUUUGUAUGGCUGUGGCUGUUUGUAGGAAAAAGAGGGAAAA
Molecule: messenger RNA, 6278 nt
Organism: Crotalus tigris (Tiger rattlesnake)
Lineage: Eukaryota; Metazoa; Chordata; Lepidosauria; Squamata; Viperidae
Gene: KCNH7
Product: potassium voltage-gated channel subfamily H member 7
Exons: 18
Coding region: 828-4472 (1214 amino acids)
Biological process (GO): membrane repolarization during action potential; potassium ion transmembrane transport
Cellular component (GO): membrane
Molecular function (GO): inward rectifier potassium channel activity
Source: RefSeq, a predicted model, not a curated record